This is a messenger RNA of Lontra canadensis (Northern American river otter), 394 nucleotides long. Its product is annotated as trefoil factor 3. The coding region runs from base 56 to 298 and encodes 80 amino acids. The record is from RefSeq and is a predicted model, not a curated record. The transcript has 3 exons. Lineage: Eukaryota; Metazoa; Chordata; Mammalia; Carnivora; Mustelidae. Gene Ontology annotation, biological process: maintenance of gastrointestinal epithelium.
UGUCACGGCAGGUUCUCCGAGUAGACGGGUCCCCAGAGCCCGCCUGCCUGUGACCAUGGAGGCCAGAGUGCUCUGGCUGCUGGUGGUGGUCCUGGUCCUGGGGUCCUCCAACAGGGCAGCAGCGUACGAGGGCCUGUCGACGAAACUGUGUGAGGUGCCGGCCAAGGACAGGGUGGACUGCGGCUACCCCGAGAUCAGCCCCGAACAGUGCACCAAUCGGGGCUGCUGCUUCGACUCCAGCAUCCACGGGGUGCCCUGGUGCUUCAAGCCUCUGCAGGACACAGAAUGCCGAUUUUGAAGCAACGUGCACUGGUCCCGGACAUGCCGGGAUAAGACCUCCCGCCCUCGGGGCCCCCGCCUGUGUCCUCUGCCGGCUGCUCCCGGCUCCCUGCUU